GAAAGAGUGGAUUAGUUUUUCCCCUGGAAAAUGCCUGAGAAUCUGGAAAUCCUGCCCUCAAUCAGUGAUUAUCUGGCUGGUGAGAACGAAUACUUGGCGCUCCUGACCAAACCGGAGGCGUGGAGCAAGAUUCCUCUGCUGAAUCAUGCCAAACUCCCGGAGAAUGGAAGCCUGGUGAGAUUCCGUGGGAUGAUCCAGGAUAUGCUGGACCCGGAAUUCUACCUAGAACGCUACAUCGUGAAAACCAGUGAAGGCGAGAGGAUUCAGGAUGGCAGAUUCAUCGAUUUCCUGCAAUUUGACGAGGUGUCAGAAGAGGUGGAUUUCUCUUCCUCCAGCAAUAAGCAUGGCGAGAGAAGAUGUCUAUUCCUGGUCACUAUUCCUGGGAUCAAUUCUUGGGCGGAUGAAGCGAGCUUUGAGGACGAAGAAGUGCCUGAGAAACGUCCGAAAGUCGAGACAGGAGGAUCUGCCCUGUCUCAUGAAUACCUCGUGAAUUCCCCGCUCCCUGACCGCCCAAGCAGAGCGUGCCUGACCAAAAUCUACAGCAAUUUUGACGCUUUCCGGCUCAACACUGUUGUUGAUGUGCUGGGAUUCCUCUCUGUGGAUCCCAGUCUGGACGGAAGCGAUGAAGAAGUGUCCAAUCCCGAAGAACACCUCGCCAGAAAUCCUCCACCACAUCUUAUCCCACGCCUGCAUGCAAUCUCCGUUCGGGAAGUGCUCCAGAUGAACCCUUUCCUCCAGCAAAUCCCUUCCGGAGAGAAUUUCCAGGACAUCUCACGCGAUGUCCUGAUGAUGCUGACGCAGUGUCUCUUCGGGGACGAAUUGGCGGCCAGAUAUCUCUUCGCACACCUGAUUUCCAGCAUCCAGAGCCGCGUGGGACUGGAGAUUCUGGGCAAAAUGUGUCUCAACAUCACGAAUGUGCCUAUGGAAUAUCCCAAAUCAUUGUACGGGGUCCUUGAGGCAAUCCUCCCGGCCAGUUAUCACCUCAAGAUGACUUUGGACAAUCUCAAUGGACAGCAGUUUGUGCCGAAGAAGGAUUACGCGACAGGGAAACUCACCUCAGGCGUACUCCAGCUCGCGCCGAAGACGCACUUGCUUCUGGACGAAACUCUUAUGGCGCCCGGACAGCUGGAAUCCGGCGGUAUUAAGGCUGUCCAUAGCCUGGGAAAUCUGAUAAGACAUCAAUCUAUCGAGGCAGACUUCCAGUACUACACUCUGGAUUACGAGUGCGAUGUGGCUGUUCUGAUCCUGAGCGAGGGCAAGAGUCUUCUGCCCAGCGACGUGAUGUUGCCUCUGAAGAUUGAUCCGGAGGCCUCGCAGCACAUCGAGGAGACCUUCAAGGCGGCCCAUCAGUUCAUCAGAACGAAGUCUAGGAGUAUCAGGGACUUCUUGGCCGGGCAGAAGAUCGCGCAGUUCGAUCUGGAUGAAAACAUCCAAGCCACUGUUCAGGAGGAUCUCGUGGCAGUGCGAAAAGCUCACAAUGCUACGCCUGAGGAGCUGCAUGGUCUCCUGACGCUUUCGCGUCUGGUAGGCAAAUCCCUGGGGAAGAGGAACCUCGACGCGGACACGUGGCAGCUGGUCAGGAAGAUGGACGAAGAACGGCGGCAGAGAAUCCGAAAGUGA
Phlebotomus argentipes is the source of this 1620-nucleotide messenger RNA. RefSeq names its product mini-chromosome maintenance complex-binding protein. Lineage: Eukaryota; Metazoa; Arthropoda; Insecta; Diptera; Psychodidae. Gene Ontology annotation, biological process: DNA-templated DNA replication. The transcript has 2 exons. The coding region runs from base 31 to 1620 and encodes 529 amino acids. Gene Ontology annotation, molecular function: chromatin binding. The record is from RefSeq and is a predicted model, not a curated record.